This is a messenger RNA of Schistocerca piceifrons (Central American locust), 1053 nucleotides long. RefSeq names its product TWiK family of potassium channels protein 7-like. Lineage: Eukaryota; Metazoa; Arthropoda; Insecta; Orthoptera; Acrididae. Gene Ontology annotation, cellular component: membrane. Gene Ontology annotation, biological process: stabilization of membrane potential; potassium ion transmembrane transport. Bases 1 to 1053 code for a protein of 350 amino acids. Gene Ontology annotation, molecular function: potassium ion leak channel activity. The record is from RefSeq and is a predicted model, not a curated record. The transcript has 5 exons.
AUGCUUGUGACGCAGACGCUUGCCCCUCAGGUGCUGGGCUACACGCUGCUGGGAGCCGUGACGUUCAUGGCCCUGGAGGGCGGGCUGUCGUCGCCGCAGCAGCCGCCGCAACCGCCGGCUUCGCCGUCCAAGCACGCCCCGGGGCUCGACGACGACAUCCGCUCGCGCACCGUCGAGAAGCUCUGGUCCAUCACCGAGGACCUCAACAUCCUCUACAAGGACAACUGGACGCGUCUCGCCGCGCAGGAGGUGCUCAAGUUCCAGGAUACUCUGGUGCGGAACCUGCGCGGAGGCGGCGUGCUGCGGCCGGGGGGCGGCGGAGGCGGAGCGGCCGGGGGCGGCGCCUACGGCUACGGCUACGGCGGACACCACCACCGCUGGUCCUUCUCCUCGUCCUUCCUCUACUCGCUCACGCUCAUCACCACCAUCGGGUACGGCAGCGUGUCGCCGCGGACUCCGUGGGGGAAGGUGGUGACGAUCGUGUACGCCCUGGUGGGCAUCCCGCUGAUGCUGGUCUACCUGUCGACGGUGGGCGACGUGCUGGCGCGCAGCUUCCGCCGGCUGUACGGCCGCCUCUGCGGGCUGGGCGAGCCCGAAUUCUGGGUUAAAACAUGGGACGUCGAGACAACCUUACUAGAUGCGAGCGCGGACAGCGACGACUUCUGCAAGUCGGUGGUGCUGGACUGCGGCGGCGAGGGCAUCGCGGCGGGCGCGUCGCCGCUGGAGGCGCCGCUGCCGCCCCCGCAGCCUGCCCCCGCCGCCCGCGUGCCCGUCUCGCUCUGCCUGUGCAUCGUCGUGGCGUACGUGUGCGCCGGCGCGCUGCUGUUCAACCGGCUGGAGAACUGGACCUUCCUGGAGGGCUCCUUCUUCUGCUUCACCAGCCUGGGCACCAUCGGCUUCGGCGACCUGGUGCCGGGCGGGCUCGACGGCACCGCCCACCAGCAGCUCAGCGUCAUCGCCAGCUCCGCCUACAUCCUCGUCGGCAUGGCGCUCGUCGCCAUGUGCUUCAACCUCGUACAGGUGAGCGAAGUGAAUGAUGCGUCCUCCUCAUGA